CUUCAGCUGUUCUUGGUGAGGAAAGAAGAAGAGUGAGUCAAUUUUGGCCAGGAGAAUAAAGCGCAAUUGGCCGUGAUUUUCGCGAUAAAGAAAGCACUUGUCUGCAGCUGCUUGAAAGCAAUUAAUUCAUAAACCUAAAUCAUGGCCCUUCGCUUGACUCAAAGAUUGCUGCAGACGCAGACGCCGUUCCUCACUCGCGGAUACCCUUUGCUGGUGACCAAGGAGAAGACCGAGGAUGUGGCCCACACCAAAUCGGCGCUGCAAAAGAAGCUCACAGGCACUGAUAUUCCCUCGGCUCAGUACGGUGGACGCCAUGGAGUCACCAUGCUUCCAGGAGGUGGCAUCGGUCCGGAACUGAUGACCUACGUGCGCGAGAUUUUCCGUUACUGCGGCGCCCCCAUCGACUUCGAGGUGAUUGAUAUCGAUCCCUCAACUGAAGGCAACGACGACUUGGAGUACGCCAUCACUUCUAUCAAAAGAAACGGCGUGGCGCUCAAGGGCAACAUCGAGACCAAGUCCCAGAGCUUGACCGAAGUCUCCCGCAACGUGGCCAUCCGCAAUGAGCUUGAUCUCUACGUGAACGUGGUGCACUGCAAAUCGUAUCCUGGUAUUCCCGCACGCCACCAAAACAUUGAUAUUGUCCUCAUCCGCCAAAACACCGAUGGCGAGUACGCUAUGCUGGAGCAUGAGUCCGUCAAGGGAGUGGUGGAGAGCAUGAAGGUGGUCACCGUGGAGAACGCUGAGCGUGUGGCUCGGUAUGCCUUUGAAUACGCCCGCCAGAACAACCGCAAGAAGGUAACCACCAUUCAUAAGGCGAACAUCAUGAAGCUGUCCGAUGGUCUCUUCCUCGAAGUGGCGAACCGCGUUCACAAGGACUAUCCCGAGCUGGAGCACAACAACAUGAUUAUCGACAACACCUGCAUGCAGGCCGUGUCGAAUCCCCAUCAAUUCGAUGUGAUGAACAUGACCAACCUGUACGGCACCAUUGUGUCCAACGUCAUCUGUGGUCUGAUCGGCGGAGCCGGUCUCAUUUCAGGAAGGAAUUACGGUGAUCAUUACGCCAUCUUCGAGCCAGGCACCCGAAACACAGGCACCGCCAUCGCUGGAAAGAACAUCGCCAAUCCCGUAGCCAUGAUCAGCGCCAGUAUCGACAUGCUGAACCAUCUUGGCCACAAGGAGCACGCCAAGGUUAUUCAAGAUGCCACCUACCAGACCAUCGUCGAAGAUGCCAUUCGUACACCUGAUCUGGGCGGUAACCACUCCAGCACUGAUGUUGUUGAGAACAUACUCAAAAUCCUGAGUGCCAAGCGCGUGAAUUGGCCACAUGGAAAUUAUUUUAGCCAAUUUUAGGCAAUAUCGUACAAGAAUAAACACUCAACCAACCGCUAACAAAACUCAGCAAGAUAAACCAAAUCGAACUAAGCAUAAUACCAAACCAAUCAAAAUUAUAUUAACCCCACAACUAAGCCAAUUUGAGAAAUCUUGUUCCCCAAGCCAAUGCAUUCAGCGUUAAUGUGAUGCCCCGAAAGAAUCGGUUUAAUAAAGUUGAGGUCGAAUUAUUCCGCUGAUUAACCAAAUCCAAUAAUAUCCCGGCUAUAUGUCCAUUGUGUGUUCGUUCGAUGUCAAAGUGUGAUAA
Messenger RNA from Drosophila ananassae, 1636 nucleotides. RefSeq names its product isocitrate dehydrogenase [NAD] subunit gamma, mitochondrial (gene Idh3g). The record is from RefSeq and is a predicted model, not a curated record. Bases 142 to 1350 code for a protein of 402 amino acids. Gene Ontology annotation, cellular component: mitochondrion. Lineage: Eukaryota; Metazoa; Arthropoda; Insecta; Diptera; Drosophilidae. Gene Ontology annotation, biological process: tricarboxylic acid cycle; isocitrate metabolic process. The transcript has 6 exons.